CACCGCUACAACGUGUUUUUAUCGCUGGCUGUCCAGACGGAAGGUGCUGAAACGCUUUGUCGCGUGUCUGGAAGAAGUGAAAACUUUCCUGGGCAGCAAAGGGCUCACCUUUCCUGAGCUGGAACAGCCAGAGUGGCUGGAAAAGCUACACUUCAUGGUAGACAUGACAGCGCACCUGAACACGCUGAACACAGCUCUUCAGGGGAAAGGACGUACAGCCCUGCACAUGUUGGAGGAUGUUUUGGCAUUCGAGCGCAAGUUGACAGUGCUUGCCAGAGAUUUACAGAAAGGCACUUUGUCUCACUUCCCCAAUUUGAGAGAGUUCAAACAAGGUCACGACAUGAUAAUUUCGGAGUAUUUACAUUCUGCAAUCAUCGCAAUGCAAACAUCGUUUGGGAAACGCUUCUGUGAGUUCAGAGAGGAAAAAAACACAUUAUCCUUCCCGGUCACUCCCUUAAGCAUCGAUCCUUCCCUACUGAAUACGACUGCAUUGGCAGGUGUGAGUCAACCUGAUCUUGAGAUGGAACUGGCCGACAUAGCCGACAAAGACAUAUGGGUGUCCAAGUUUAGACGCUUGACAGCAGACCUUGAAGAUGUUGCCCGUCAGAAGGCCGUUCUUGCUCAGAAACACAAAUGGAGUGAUAUUGAAAACCUCACAGAUGACAGCUUGCGAUCCUGUGUAAAGAUGAAGGUGACAUCAUACAGCCCUGAUGUGCAGACGCUGUGCGCUGAGGUCCAGGAGCAGAAAUCCCAUUAACCAAGAUGACAGCUGGCUGACGUUAUUUUUGGUUUGCUGCUGGCGGAAAAUUUAAGUUUGGCGUUUUUCAUAAAUACAAGAAGGACUCAAAUAGACAUUGAAUAUUUUACUUAAAAGUAACUUUCAACCCAACGUCUUUUUUUCGGAGUUCAAAAUGUUUUUGUUGCAUGCAGAAAUGUAAUUUCGUUUUCUCUGCAGGAGUUCAUCAAUUUCAUAAAUGCAACACAUUAUAGUUUGUUUAUACAUAGCAUAAAGGCAAAAAAAACGUUGUAUGCAGUGUUAUUUCAUUUUAAAUGUCAAACGGGUUUUGCGGCUCCCAGUGUUUUCUUUUCUGUGGGAAACGGG
Molecule: messenger RNA, 1102 nt
Organism: Hypanus sabinus (Atlantic stingray)
Lineage: Eukaryota; Metazoa; Chordata; Chondrichthyes; Myliobatiformes; Dasyatidae
Product: general transcription factor II-I repeat domain-containing protein 2-like
Exons: 2
Coding region: 155-757 (200 amino acids)
Source: RefSeq, a predicted model, not a curated record